AUGGGUUCAACUAACAGCAAAUCAUCAUCUCCUUGCCUGCUCCACUACCGCAUCCAACGCAGUGCUCUUGAGGUCCUCAUCCUCGGACGCGGCAACCGCAACCAUGCUUGCAACAAUUGCAUGGCCCUGAGGCAGGCCGAGACUGAACCUCAUCAACCUCCAUCCUCCACCGUGGGUGAAACACCACAAGACAAAACUCUGCCCAUGGAUCAUGUCUUAGUCAAGGGACAGAAAAUGUACUUCAUCGUCACGAGGCCUGCUGAGCCAACACGAGCUCUGUCUAGGGAACAGGAUCGCGCGAACCUGCCACUCCGGAACCGUCUCGGCAAAUUUUUGGGCUCUCUAUUUGACGGACAGGAUGACGAACCAAGCUUCCUGUUGAAGCAGAUGGCUGUCACCGACAAAUCCCGGGUCUACACAACACAGAUUGGCCCCAGAACAAAAGUCGUCAAGCUCUUUAAUGAGCCUCUUGACGCAAACAACGAGCUCGCCGCCCAUAUACGAGUGUACAACAAACUAAAGGAGCACUGGCCGGCGGUUCAAAAUAUUGUAGUAAAGGAUUCUCAAUUCCCCAUUCCAAAAGUCCCUCGACCAGGACCCACAGUCUUCCAACGAAAGCGCCUGGGGACUUCGACUACCGCGGAGGGCUUCAUGAUGGAAUACAUCCAUCCUCUCCACCCUCACCAUUGCCGUGCGCUCAUCAAGAAGUACCUCGAUCCACGGCUUCACAAGGCUGCCUUUGAGCAUGCUGGGUUCUCGGGAAUGAGACUGAGCGUGCGCAUGGGAGAAAUAAGGCCGGAGCUGGAUCGUCAGACGGGGGAGCUGCAAGACCGGCCUGUCUUCUUCGACCAGUUAUGGAAAGAGUCCUCGAGCUGGGUCCCAUGCUGGGUGGUCAUGAUGGGCGCGACACUGGCGAUAAUACAUUGGGCGUGCGGGCUGGAUGCGAAGGGCGUCGAGUUUCAGAUGGGGACGUAUAAAAACCACAACUUUCUCUGGCUCUCCGACUUUGGCGAUUGCACGCGCAUCGAACCCUCCUCUGAAUGUGCCACAUCCCACAUGGUCGACACGAUAAUGGACAAUUCAACUUGGCCACGACCAGCCACGGCUAGAAGCCUGAGCCAGCUCCCCGAUCCAGACCGAGUGUUACCACAGAUGUGGGCGAAAUUCCGAUGCGCAUAUUUAAAAACAAGCGCCGCGGUUCUUUGCGAGCGGAACACUUAUAUCAGAGAUGGGUGUCUUCCCCUCAUGUUUAUUAGCAGAUUGGAGGCUAGGUGGGAGUUAGAAGCGGAGGAAAGACAGAUUUAA
Molecule: messenger RNA, 1305 nt
Organism: Ilyonectria robusta
Lineage: Eukaryota; Fungi; Ascomycota; Sordariomycetes; Hypocreales; Nectriaceae
Exons: 1
Coding region: 1-1305 (434 amino acids)
Source: RefSeq, a predicted model, not a curated record